Molecule: messenger RNA, 1906 nt
Organism: Cuscuta campestris
Lineage: Eukaryota; Viridiplantae; Streptophyta; Magnoliopsida; Solanales; Convolvulaceae
Source: the annotation of a GenBank genome assembly
CAGAGCUUUAAAGGAAUUUUUUUUCCUCCCAAAACCUAGCGCUGUAACCCAAGCGCUGUGCGUCCAUCGCCGGCCACCUUCAAGCCUUUUUUCAACGAUCUCCGGCUUUUCUCGUCGCCUCCCAUGGCACCCACCAUCACCAAGGACACCCCCGUGGUUCAACUCCACGCCAAGACGCACUUUCUUAUCAAAUUGAUCUCCACCAACUUCUCCAUAUGGCAGCGCCAGGUUCGCUCCACGCUCAUCGCUCUUGAUCUCAUCGGGUAUGUCGACGGCACUCUCCAUGCGCCACAGAAAGUCCUUGAAGGAGCGGCCAAUCCUUGCUAUUCUAUAUGGUUCCGUCAAGAUCAAUCUAUCAUUGGAGCCUUACUUGGCAGCUGUUCCGAUCAGGUCCAGCCGCUUAUCUCAACCUGUGAAACCGCGUGUGAGGCUUGGACGAAUCUUCAUGCUGCCUUUGCCAGUUCCAGCCGCAGCCGCAUCGUUUCCCUCAAAUCACAAUUAGGCAAAAACCCUAAAGGUGAGCGUUCCAUGUCCGAUUAUCUCUUUGAUAUGCAAUCCAUUGCCAAUGAACUAGCGUUGGUUCAGAGUCCGGUUUCGGAGGAAGAUCUUGUUGUUCAUGUCCUCAACCAAGUGGGUGAUGAAUAUGACUCCAUCACCUCUGCUGCCCGUGUUCGUGCCGAACCACUUUCGUUCAAAGAACUUGGGGACAUUCUAAAGGAGCACGAAAAGAAAAUUCAGCUGUCAGAAGCCACUCGCACUUUGUCCCUCGCCACUGCCAAUUACACUCAGCAGCAGUCUGGUGGAGGUGGGAGUUCUCGGUUUGGUCAGCAUCACCGUGACGGAGGUCGUGACAGUGGUUCCUCCGCAAACCGUCGCGGUCGUGGGCAGACGGCUGGCAGGCCUGCACGGCAAACCGCGGGCAGUGGAUGCCAAUUCUGCUCCAUCCCAGGUCAUGAUGUUCGAGAUUGUCGGAAGCUCGCCCGCUUCCUUCGUCAACAUGGUCUUGCUCCCCCACCUGUGGCUCACUCCACAGGGGUCUAUCCGGCUACAGCUCCUCUGCAGUGCCACGUCGAGCCGUUCAAGGUAGCCUUCCAUCCCGUCAACUUUGAGGUGGAGCCGGUUGAGGGAGUUGGUGAUGGAGGCGAGGUUGGCCGAGGCCUUGGGUUCGGCUGGGCCAGCGGCAGGGGCAGUGCGGCGUGGCGCGGCAGUGGCAGUCGCGGCGUUGUCCGACUGCUUGGUGAAGGUUUGGUUGCUGAUUGUCUAAAGCUUCGUGGCCUUCGUGAGCGGGCCAACGGUGGUGGUUACCUUGAGCCGUUCAAGGAUGUCCAUCACCACGAACGGCUUGAGGUCCUCACCGGACAUGAUUUUGUGGCCAUGCUUCCGGGGUUUGAUGAUCCGGGACACGAUGUAGAGGACGAGACGGCCUUCGGGGUAUGCGGAGCGGAUGGUGGGGCGGCCCGAGGCAUGGCGGAUGAGCUCACUGAUGCUAAGCUCCUUGAGGAUAUUACCCUCGUUGUUGAGCACUCAGUCCUCUCCGCCAUAGUGGGAGACGUCUUUGCCUUGAAAGGGGAGGCUGGCGAUGCGCCCAAGCUACUCCACGGUGAGCUCAAUCGACGUGCUCUUGACAAGCAAGUAGAGCUCGUCGUCCUCAUGCCGGAGGUUGGAGUAGAAGGUCCGGAUCAGCACCGUGUUGAUCUCCUAUCGCGCCCGGGAGACGAACGGCCAAAGGCCUGCUUAAUGAAGCUGCGCGUCUAGGUCGUCGUAGCCCUACAACUCCGGGUAGCGCUCCAGGAUGAUUCGUGGGGGAGCCACAACCCGUUUAGAGAAAAAGGUGAGGUGCCUAUGUCUGGUAAAACACACGGGAGCUAUAUGUCCUACCCUAUUGCAAUAAUGGCAUACUACGUUU